Scomber japonicus (chub mackerel) is the source of this 2668-nucleotide messenger RNA. RefSeq names its product basement membrane-specific heparan sulfate proteoglycan core protein-like. The coding region runs from base 28 to 2571 and encodes 847 amino acids. The transcript is spliced from 16 exons. Gene Ontology annotation, biological process: cell surface receptor signaling pathway. Gene Ontology annotation, molecular function: transmembrane signaling receptor activity. The record is from RefSeq and is a predicted model, not a curated record. NCBI's taxonomy places the organism in Eukaryota, Metazoa, Chordata, Actinopteri, Scombriformes, Scombridae.
GACAGAGUGACAGUGCUGGAUGUGAGGAUGAGGUCCACUUUGAUCUGUGUGCUGGGAUUAUUCUUGAUGAAUACACUCUGCUACGGACAAUCUGAAGUUUCCAACAAGGCUGUUGUGACUCUGCAACCCAACUGGUCUCUGAUAUACAGUGGUGAGACAAUCACUGUCAGAUGUGAGAUAGAGGGAGGUGGAAACACUGGAUGGGAAUAUGAAUGGAGAGUAAACAACUUGGACAUAUCUCACAAAGAUAAUGAAUACAAGAUCAUCAGUGUUUCCCACAGUGGAGACUACAGGUGUAAGGGCAGAAAGGACUCAUAUUCCUCAACAGAGUGGAGUGAUGUCUUCAGAUUGACAGUAUCAUCAAAUAAACCCAAACCCACACUGAGAGCAGACAAAACCAUCACACCAGUAGGAGGCAGAGUGAGACUGACCUGCACUGUGGACGGUUCUGCUGACUGGAAAUACGACUGGUUCAGACAAACCUCUGAGUCUUCUGGACCGCAACUCAUAAGAAAUGUUAACCCAAACAGAGCCAUAAGUGUUUAUGAAGGAGGCAUCUACUACUGCAGAGGAGGAAGAGGAGACUCAGUCUUCUACACAGAGGACAGCAACAAAGUUACUAUUCAGGAAACUGUUUCCAACAAGGCUGUUGUGACUCUGCAACCCAACUGGUCUCUGAUAUACAGUGGUGAGACAAUCACUGUCAGAUGUGAGAUAGAGGGAGGUGGAAACACUGGAUGGGAAUAUGAAUGGAGAGUAAACAACUUGGACAUAUCUCACAAAGGUAAUGAAUACAAGAUCAUCAGAGCUUCUGUUUCCCACAGUGGAGACUACAGGUGUAAGGGCAGAAAGGACUCAUAUUCCUCAACAGAGUGGAGUGAUGCCAUCAGAUUGACAGUAACACCAAAUAAAUCCAAACCCACAUUGAGAGUAGACAAAACCAUCAUACCAGUAGGAGGCAGAGUGACACUGAGCUGCUCUGUGGACGGUUCUGCUGACUGGAAAUACGAGUGGUUCAGACAAACCUCUGAGUCUUCUGCACCUCAACUCAUAAGAAAUGUUAACCCAAACAGAGUCAUACGUGUUAAUCAAGGAGGCAUCUACUACUGCAGAGGAGGAAGAGGAGAAGGAGACUCAGUCUUCUACACAAAGGACAGCAACAAAGUUACUAUUCAGGAAACUGGUAUUACAGCAGAGGACUCACCAGUGAUGCAUUACUGUCUGAAAAACAGCUCAAUAUGUCUUCAUAUUCAAAAUCCACCAUCACCACCAUAUCAAAAUAGUCUGUGGAAAUUUGCUGGAAAAGUCAUUGCAUCACCAGCAUCCAUCAACCCCGACUACAGAAACAAAGUGGAUUAUGACCCUGAGAACCUAACCUUGUGUGUGCACAAUCUGACUGAGACAGACAGUGGCAUCUAUGAAGUCUCAUUCUACGACUCUGAGUUUAAGGUUUUCAGGAACUCUCACAGAGUCAUUGUUCAAGAUCCAGCAGCAGCUGUCCUCACUGUGUCUCCAUUAUGGCUGAGUCCUGGAGACUCAGUAACUCUGAGCUGUGAGGUUGAACAUCCAUCUGCAGGAUGGACGUUUUACUGGUAUAAGACUGUUCCCAAACUAUCAGACAACCACAUCUAUGAGCUGCUACCUGGUAGCAUCAAUGGGACUGAACAGGAUUCCUACAUCAUUCAUGGACCGACACACACUGCAAGAUAUAAGUGUAGAGCUGGAAGAGGAGACCCAGUGUAUUACACUCAAUACAGCAAACCUGGGUUUGUUUGGUCUGGAGAUGUUCAUUCAGCAGUGACUCUCAAAGUGAGUCCUGACAGAGUGCAGCACUUCACCUCUGACUCUGUCUCACUGAGCUGUGAAGGAAACUUUACUAAGUGGAGAGUGAGGAGGUUUCCUGAGGAUCGCUACAGGUCAGACUGUUAUUACUGGAGGUCCAUGACUGAAUCCACAUGCAACAUCGACAGUUAUCAGCAGAGUGAUGCAGUGUACUGGUGUGAGUCUGGAUCAGGAGAGUUCAGCAAUGCCGUCAACAUCACUAAAAAGAAUGCAGAUAUUAUCCUGGUGAGCCCUGUGCAUCCUGUGACUGAGGGACAGUCUGUUACUCUUGGCUGCAAACUGAAGAGAGGAGAAUUACUUUCCAACGUGUUUUUCUAUCAAAAUGACAAACUUAUCCAAAAUGAUACCAGAAGAGAGCUGAAUAUCUCUGCAGUGUCAAAGUCAGACGAAGGUUUCUACAAGUGUGAAUACUCAGGAGAAGAAUCAGCACAGAGUUGGAUGUCAGUUCAGACAGUGUCCAGACCUGAAAACUCUUCAUCUCUUAUACCAUUAAUUGUUGGGCUGGUUUGUGGAGUUGUAUUUAUUAUUCUCCUGAUCCUGUUGUAUCUCUACAGACGAUCCAGAGAUUCUCACUCUGUCAGACCAAUCCAGUCUGAGAGCACCAAUCAGGACUCUGCCACACAUCACAUGGUCAACCUGAAUGAAACUCAAGAUCACAUCUACAAUUCUCUUCUCCACGGUGAUACUUGUCUCUAUGAAUCAAUCAAAGGCUCUGAAGACCCAAAAUAGAAAAUCAGCUCCUGCAGCAACUGAUGAAGCUGUUUAUUCUGAAGUUAAACCAGGAACAGCUCAUGGUGUGUAAAGACAGCUGUGUGGACGAGGCCAA